CGCCCUUGCCCUGCUGCGUUGUGUUCCGCGGCCCUGGGGCAGCGGGUGGACGGGGGGACAAGUGCAGCCCCGUGACGAUGCAUCCAGUCCUGAAGGCCUUUGUGUGUGGCUCCAUCAGUGGCACUUGUUCCACGCUCCUCUUCCAGCCCCUUGACCUGCUGAAAACCCGCCUGCAAACUCUGCAGCCUGCUGUGAAUGGGUCUGGUCGUGCUGGGAUGGUAACGCUGCUCUUUAGGGUUGUUCGUACUGAGAGUAUUCUGGGGCUUUGGAAAGGUGUCUCUCCAUCCUUUGCAAGAUGUAUUCCUGGGGUUGGGAUUUACUUCAGCACUUUGUACGUGAUGAAGCAAAAGUUUUUUGUGGACCGUUCGCCCACAGCCCUGGAGUCUGUCUUUCUGGGUGCCACUGCUCGUGCAGUUUCUGGGAUUUGCAUGUUGCCGGUGACUGUAGUGAAGACCCGAUAUGAGAGUGGAAGAUUUGGCUAUGGGAGUGUGUAUGGAGCCCUGAAGAGUAUCUAUCAGACUGAAGGGGUUCGUGGCAUGUUCAGUGGGCUCACGGCAACGCUGCUGCGGGAUGCGCCCUUCUCUGGCAUCUACCUGAUGUUCUACACACAGACCAAAAACCUCACACCUCAGGACCAGCUGGAUCCAGUGCUCAUGCCCUUGCUGAAUUUUGGCUGUGGGAUCUUUGCAGGAAUCUUGGCCUCUCUGGCAACACAACCUGCUGAUGUCAUCAAGACACACAUGCAGCUGUCACCCCAAAAGUACCACAGGACAAGCCAGGCCAUUGCCUUUAUCUACAAGGAUUUCGGGCUGGUUGGCUUUUUCCGAGGCGGUGUGCCCCGAGUCCUCAGGCGCACCCUGAUGGCAGCAAUGGCAUGGACGGUGUAUGAACAGAUGAUGGAAAAAAUGGGCUUGAAGUCCUGACUGAGCUGCACCAGAAAGGACCAACUUCACUCCUUCUCCCGUUUGCUGCGAUCAGCUGGCACUGAGAAGUUCCCAGUUCCACAGAGGAAUAAGCCUUCCUCAGCCAGGAGGAAGAAAGCUCUUCUGAGACGGGAUUAGGCCUUUUGGCAAGUAGAGGAAAGGAAGGAUUGGAUCUUGGAGUUGUUUGAUCAAUGCAUUCCAGAAGGACUGCACUAGCAGAGUGCCAUGGGAAAUGGCAGGGUUUUCACAGCCUGGUUACUAUGCUGAGAAGCCCCUUUUGAAAAUAACUGUCCUCACCACCUUUAUGCAAUGGGAUAGUAUUAAAGCACAAGUGUUUGAGGAGAAAACGGUGAUGGCAGAAUCUGCCAGCCUGUUUCUUGCUGUUGUGGCCAGAAAGGCCACAGUGACCACCAUCUGAUGUAGAUCCUCCUUCCUCAUAUGCUUUAUUCUGAUAGGGCCCUGGUGGGAAACUGGAUGUGUCUCGUAAUGCUUAUAUUGCAGGAGUGGGUGGAAGAGAAAUGAAGUGCAGAGGAAAAGCUACAAACUUGGUCUCUGCCAUCACUUUUGUACUGUGAGUGAUAGCAGAGAAAGUAACUGGAACAGCCUUGCUGUGUUACGUGUUAUUAUGUGAUAGAGCAUCUUAACACUCUUGAGAUGUCCCUCUGCCUCUACAGCAGAGUUUGCACAGGAAUUAAGAAGCAUAAGGCACUUUAGAAUUGAUUGCUACCAAAGUUCUACUUGUUCUCUGAAAAAAAAAAGAAAAAUGCUGCUGGUCUAACUAUGGAAGGAGCAUUCAAGUGGGUUUUGUUGGGGUUUUUUAUGCAGUUGUCAUAGAGGCUUACUUGCUUCCUUUUCCUUAUUUAUUAAUCCCUGAUCAACGUUGUGUGAACUGGUCCUUAGAUGUAGCUUUUAGGGUCAUGGCUCAUAAUGCAUAAAUGUGUAAUGGAAACAAAUACAGAUAACUGGCACUUCAGAUUUCCCCUAAAGCAUUGCUGGUUGCAUGUGGAGUAUGUUUUGAUUUGGAAAGAAAAGCUUGCUAUUUCUGUAAGCUUUCUCCAAAGUUUGAGCCCUAUGGUGUUUGGUAGUGACCUUUAAUUCCCUUAGGGCUCUACACAGACCCUUCACAUUUUCCUGGCUGAUUCUUUUCUCUUAUCAGGUAGUCAUGUUCGAGUAUGCCAGAGUUUAAAUACACUUUUCAUCCUCUGUGCCUUCUUACUCUUUCCUACUGUGUUACUCAGACCUCACAGUGUGUGCAAGGUACAGCCUGCUCCCCUCUUCACUUGUGCCUCUGUGAUGGGUUUGGUCCCUUGCAGCUCUGUUAGCAUAGCCAUGAAGCUGGCGUGGAAGUGUGCAUCCUGUUCUGUAGUGUGCCUUGCAGAAAACUUAGCUUUGGCUUUUAUUUUCUUAAAUAUCUGGGGAUAUUGCAAUUCACUUUAGAACCAGAGCACCUCUCUAUAAAUACGAAGAUAGGACGCUGUAGCUGUGUGAACAACCAGUGCUACCUACCUGUUGAUCAUAAAUUUUAGAAUGUAUUUUGGACAAUCACUGCCUGCCCAGGCAACUUCCCGAGCACAAGAGCAGAGGAGGUUUGGGUUGUUAAAGGUGCUCUUUACCAGAUUUCAACUCCAAGAAGGCUUGAUGACUGAUGUAAAAGUUGAAUGAAAUGUAAGAGGACAGGCUGGAGGCUUGGAAAGUGCUGCUUGUUUUCAGACUCAGCCCAUCUGUGAGGGGAGGCUGGUGCUCUGCAGUGCAGGAGUCGCCAAGAAUGGUGGUAGAGGGUUCUGUGUGAACAUGUCUACAUGCUAGCAAUAGAGCCCUGCAUCAGGUUAGGCAUGUGGCACAUUAUUUGCUAAGUCCUAAACCUGAACACCUGUUCCUUUCUUUUGCUGUUCCUUCUGCCCUUAGAGAGCAGAACUUGAGAGUGCAUGAAACCAUGGUAACCGCACAUCCUGCUUGUUUGCUAUCCUGAGCACUAUUGGCACAGAGCUGGAGAACCAAGUCUAGGAUUGCUGAUCUGGCAGAAUAAAGUGGCAGUUAGAUGAGUUACCUCAUUUGUUCUUUAUUCCCCUAUGUAUGGAAUCAAACCAAUGUUGUGCUGGGAUCCUGAAUUUAUUUGGGGCUUUAUAAAUCUGGCAUGUGAGUUGGAUCUGUUGAUCAUCCUGGGCUGUGGUAGCCAAGGGCAGUGUGUGGGGACACCUGCAAGGUGCUUCACACAUUCUUUGUUCUGGAUUUAACAGUGGCAAAGCAAUGUGCAACUUGUGCAGACAGAAACUUAAACUCUUAAAAUGAGGCAGGCAAGCAAAGAAUGUGAGGUAAUCUGAAUUUAAGUAAGGUCCUCACCAAAACCUGAAUUUCAGGAACACUUUGGUAGCUUUUAUGUCCAUGUACUCCUACCUGGUCAAGUAACAAAGGAAGAAGUAUAGAAUUUAUUCCUAUGUGCUAAUGUUUUAAGGUCUUCUGUGGAGUUGUUUGUUUGUUUGUUUGAAAUCUGGAAUUAAGCCUAAAGCUUUUUCUUUGGGAAAGUUUUUCCAUUUGGCUUUGGUCCUUUGUUACUGGAGUAGAGUGAAAAACUGCAUGGCUUUUGGCUUGUGGAUUAACCUGGGCUCCUAUGAGUUUAAGAAAGAGAGAAUCUAAACUGCACUGUGUUUCAUCUACCAUUGGUGCUGCAAAUCCAAAAGCUUAUCUACCUGUGACUUGUGAAGAAUGAAUUCAGUGGUGCAAGCUUGUUCCAUGUUUCUCUUUGUUAUUUAUUUUUUCAGGUGCCAUAUAUGGGGGAAGGGAAAGCCUGAAGUUCUGCUUCACUCUGUUCUGAAAGCUUUAUCACAUGGUCAGGCAUAAGACUAUUUCUUAGCUCUGAUCUUUACUGUCCUUCACCCUUUUCCCCUCUUCAAAAACAUUCUGUUUCUGAAGUGAUUUAUUGAAGUUACUUCUUGAUAGCUAUAGCAAAUCAAGA
Molecule: messenger RNA, 3876 nt
Organism: Cyanistes caeruleus (blue tit)
Lineage: Eukaryota; Metazoa; Chordata; Aves; Passeriformes; Paridae
Gene: SLC25A38
Product: solute carrier family 25 member 38
Biological process (GO): glycine import into mitochondrion
Cellular component (GO): mitochondrial inner membrane; mitochondrion
Molecular function (GO): glycine transmembrane transporter activity
Source: RefSeq, a predicted model, not a curated record